AGUCGACCGCGUGUACUGGAGCUGCUGCUCUGCUUUGUCUCUUCUGCUGGAAUUUCUGGAUGUCGGAACAAGAGAGGACUGCUGUUAACUGGGUCACACACACACACUCUCUCGCACACGCGCGCACACACAAAGACACACACACACACACAGUCUGUUGGACCUGAGCUGCUGAUCUGUGAAGUGUGACUGAUAGAGAGCAUGUCCAAAAUGGUGUUCUGCUGUGAGGAGAAGCUUGAGAGACUAACACAGGAGCAGAUCAUCUCCAAAGCCAAGAUGGUGAUGCAGGGCCUAGAGGCACUGAAGAGCGACCACAACGUCAUGCUGCACAGUCUAAUGGAGACCAUCAAGUGCUUGAACAAAGACGAGGAGACUGGCCUGGUGUAUGAGAAAUCCUCACUUCUGCACAAGUCCGUGGAGAUGAUCGAGCUAGGCCUGGAAGAGGCACAGGUGAUGACUGCUCUGGCAGCCCACCUGAAUGCAGUGGAAUCAGAGAAACAGAAGCUGCGAGCUCAGGUGCGUCGGGUUGGCCAAGAGAACAAGUGGCUGUGGGAUGAACUCAGCACUGUUCAGCAGAAACUGCAGAAAUGUGAGCAGAGCUUAGUCCAGGUAGAAGAGGAGAAGAAGCACCUGGAGUUCCUGAACCAGCUUAAGAAGUACAAUCAGGAACCCUUACCAGAGCAGGAUGAGGAAAAAGAGGAGACAUCAAAAGACAAUCUGGAUGAGUUGUUCCCCAAUGAUGAAGAGUCAAAUCAAUCAGGAACAACACAGCAAAUGAGUAAAGCGGCAACAGCAGCAGCCCAGCAGGGGGGCUAUGAGGUUCCUGACCGCCUCAGAACCCUCCAUAAUCUGGUGAUACAGUACGCCAACCAAGGGCGCUAUGAAGUGGCAGUGCCACUGUGUAAACAGGCUCUGGAUGACCUGGAGAGGACACUGGGCCAUGAUCACCCUGAUGUAGCUACCAUGCUCAACAUCCUCGCUCUUGUAUACAGGGACCAGAGUAAUUUUAAAGAAGCUUCACGUCUCCUGUAUGAUGCUGUGUGUAUCAGGGAGAGAACUCUGGGUGAGGAGCAUCCUUCGGUGGCUGCGACACUAAAUAAUCUUGCAGUGCUGCAUGGGAAGAUGAGGAAGUACGCGGAGGCAGAGCCACUAUGUAAAAGAGCUUUAGAGCUGAGGGAGAAGGUCCUGGGCAGAGAUCAUGCAGAUGUGGCCAAGCAGUUAAAUAACUUGGCACUGGUUUGUCAAAACCAAGGCAAAUAUGAUGAGGUGGAGUAUUACUACUGCAGAGCCCUCGACAUUUACGAGAAGAACCUGGGUCAGGAUGACCCCAAUAUUGCCAAAACAAAGAACAAUCUGGCCUCAUGCUAUCUGAAACAGGGUAAAUAUAAGGAGGCUGAGAUUCUGUACAAAGAGAUUCUCACACAGGCUCACAAGAAGGAGUUUGGGAUAGUAGAUGCUCAAACCAAACCCAUCUGGAUGUAUGCUGAGGGGGGCGUUGCGGUAAACAACAUUCAUUAUGUUGAAUAUAGAGGCUGUCAGGUGACAAGCCCCAUAAUAAACAGCGCCAUGCGGAGUCUUGGAGCUCUGUAUCGACAUCUAGGCAAAAAUGAAGCGGCGGAAAUUAUGGAGGAGUACGCCAUGAGAACAUGCAAACAGGGAGCCACAGUGGAGCCUCUAAAGGAUGCAGGCCGUAGAAGAAGCUCUUCUCAAUACAGUGUUAAAUAUGAAGCUGGAGAUGAUGGCAACAUUGAGUUGAGUGGGGAUGGCGUUUUGAAAAGAGCUGGUUCUUUAGGCAAAAUGCGAGAGGUGCUGCGCAGAAGCAGCGAGAUGUUGGUGAAGAAACUUCAGGAAACCAUACUGCAAGAUUCCCCCAACCCUAACCUAAAAAGAGCCGCCUCACUGAAUUACCUGAACAGGACAGGAGAUGAUUAUGAGGCUUUUCAGGGUGGAAGAGUAAGCAGAAGGUUGAGAGACAGUCGAGCCCUGAGCUCCAGUUCUGUGGGGCUGUAUGACGGCACUGGAAAAUAGAAUACACACACACACACACACACGUGCACUCACACUUAAACACGUACAAUUAUUUUUUGUUCUUUUUUUUUUACCUUGACGCAAGCAUUUAUAUUUCUAGCUUAUGUACCAUGUAUGUACAAAUAAGUGUAAUGUUUCCAUUUAUUAAUUGUUUUAUUUUCUGAAAAUUUUUAAUCUUAAAUUUUGAAAUCUGGUGCAUGAGUUUUUAAAACCACUGAUCAUUGUUAUUAAUAAUUUGGGAAUGCACCUACGCAGUCUUUAGAUAUAAAAUGUGCAAUAUGAUUUUUUUAAAUAAAAAUUGAUGAUUGUUAUUUUUUAAUAACAUGCACCAUUUGUAUGUUUAUACCACUUUAGAAAAUCUAACUCUGCCAAAAAAAUAAGGUGGUGAUGACUAAGCACGGGUCAUUUACCUUUUGCUUUGUUGUGUUUUAUUUUAUAGCCAUGCCCAAUUUAUUGCACUGAUCUCAAACAGAUUUGUAGUAGCAUACAGUAGGUCUAUACUUAUAGACUAGUGUCACAGACAAAAAAGUAAGAAAAUAAUCAACCAAAAAAUAACAUUAUGUUAUAUUAAAGAUGUUAGAUGUGAUUUUUGUUGUUGGGAUCAGCAGGGAAUAUUUUUCCUAAUGCAGUAUGAGUUACUUAGAAUUAAUUCAGUGCCACCUGGGUGGAGAAUUGUAUAAAACUGAAUUCUUGUUAUAGCAAUUAUAGCAAUGAGUCCAGCUGAUAUCUCUAUGGAUUUGCUUUCAAAUAGGGCAAAACAUUUUAGUUUUAUCUAAGUUUUAUUUUUAGACCAUGUGUGAAAUGCAUUAUUUUGUCUGAAAAGGAGAACAGAUAUCCUGUGGAAUUAAUUUUAUACUUAACAAUCUUGGAGAAAAUAUAUGAUGUACAAACAGAGGAAAUAAGUAAAUGUUAUCUGAUUUCCUGGUAAAUACCAUUUUCUAGUAUUUACUUCCACUGUUCCUUUCACUAUUUUUGGACUUUAAAAGCAGCCCUAAAAUUGAUUGAAAUCUCACUCACUCAUUACCACUUUAUCCUGUAUUCAGGGUCGUGGGGACCUGGAGCCUAUCCCAGGAGGCUUAGGGCACGAGGCGGAGUACACCCUGGGCAGGGUGCCAAUCCAUCUCAGCGCACACACACAUAUACACUCACACACUACAGGCAAUUUGGGAACACCAAUUAGCCUAAUCUGCAGGUCUUUGGACUGUGGAAGGAAACCAACCAAGCGCAGGGAGAACAUGCAAACUCCAUGCACACAGAGACAAGAAUCGAACCCGGACCCUGGAGGUGCAUGGCGACAGUGCCUACCACUACACCACCUACACGCCUUAUUGAAAUCUAUUGUUUAUAUAUAUAUGUAAACACCCACUACAAUCUAUAGCAUAUUUAAUUAAGAUUUAAUAUUAAACCUCAAAAUCUCAAAAACUUUUUUGCUAGUUCAGCUGAAUAUGUGUCCACUGCUGUCAUAUUAAUGAAGAAAUACAUUAUACACUAGUAUAUUAAUUACCUGGCUGAUCAUCUGUCAUUAUCUGUACCUGUUUUUCACUGGUUCAUAUCUUAAGUUAGAUGUUUAUUUUAUGAAUGGGAAGUCACAGGGAGCACUCGAUAUGAUAUUAUCAUGAUACCCAGGAGCUAAUUUGAUUUGUACUGCAAUUCUGUCGGGGUUUGUUUUGUUUUGUUUUUUUACAAUUUUAAACAAACUUAAAACAUCUUUUGCUUCUACCACACUGUGCUGUCUGCUAAUGUAUGAGUAGUUUGGAGUGCACCUGUAGGAUUAUAGAGGAACUGCAAAAUGUUACCACUUCAAAUGCAAACAUAUAUAUA
Messenger RNA from Clarias gariepinus (North African catfish), 3849 nucleotides. RefSeq names its product kinesin light chain 1-like. NCBI's taxonomy places the organism in Eukaryota, Metazoa, Chordata, Actinopteri, Siluriformes, Clariidae. Gene Ontology annotation, molecular function: kinesin binding. The record is from RefSeq and is a predicted model, not a curated record. The coding region runs from base 202 to 2028 and encodes 608 amino acids. The transcript has 16 exons. Gene Ontology annotation, cellular component: membrane-bounded organelle; kinesin complex; cytoplasm. Gene Ontology annotation, biological process: microtubule-based movement.